UUUUUUUUUCUCUUCUUCUUUUUCCCCAUUUUAUUUAAAUAAUUAAUAUGACUGGUCGUGGAAAAGGUGGUAAAGGACUCGGAAAGGGAGGAGCUAAGCGUCACAGAAAGAUUCUCCGUGAUAACAUUCAAGGUAUUACCAAGCCUGCUAUUCGUCGUCUCGCUCGUCGUGGUGGUGUCAAGCGUAUCUCUGGUCUCAUUUACGAAGAAACCCGUGGUGUCCUCAAGGUCUUCCUUGAAAACGUCAUUCGCGAUGCCGUCACUUACACUGAACACGCCAAGAGAAAGACUGUCACCUCUUUAGAUGUUGUCUAUGCUCUCAAGAGACAAGGCCGUACCCUCUAUGGUUUCGGUGGAUAAAUAUUCUUUUAAUAAAUACCUUUUUUUUUUUUUAAUUUCUUUAUUUUAUGUAUCGUGAU
Molecule: messenger RNA, 418 nt
Organism: Mucor mucedo
Lineage: Eukaryota; Fungi; Mucoromycota; Mucoromycetes; Mucorales; Mucoraceae
Exons: 2
Coding region: 48-359 (103 amino acids)
Biological process (GO): nucleosome assembly
Cellular component (GO): nucleosome
Molecular function (GO): DNA binding; protein heterodimerization activity; structural constituent of chromatin
Source: RefSeq, a predicted model, not a curated record